AUGAACAUUUGGGCCCCACCAAAAAACAGAACGCGCGCUAAACGAGCUGUAGUACUCGUCCAUGGCUUCGCCGGCAACGGAAUGAUCACGUGGCUGUUCCAGGUCUUAUCUCUGAGGAGGAAGUACGCGGUCUACGUGCCCGACCUCCUCUUCUUCGGCGGCUCCUCCACCGCCAGGCCCGAGCGGUCGCCGGCGCUCCAGGCGGAGUGCCUCGCGAAGGGGCUGAGGAAGCUGGGGGUGGAGAGGUGCACGGUGGUGGGAUUCAGCUACGGCGGCAUUAUGGCGUUCAAGAUGGCGGAGAUGCAGCCGGAGCUGGUGGAGGCCGUGGUGGUUAGUGGGUCGGUGGCGGAGCUGAGUGAGUCGGUUAGUGGAGAUGUGCUUAGUAGGCUCGGGUUUUCGUCGUUGUCGGAGAUGCUGCUGCCGGAAUCUGUUGAGGGGUGUGAGGCUCUUUUGAGAAUUGGCAUGCAUAAGAAGAUAUGCUUUCCCAAUCGUCUCUACAAAGAUUUUCUUGAGGUGAUGUUUGUAAAUACAAAGGAAAGGGCCGAGCUGCUCGAGGGUCUCAUAGUUCUUGAUACAGAUGCAAAACUCCCCAAACUUUCUCAGAAAGUACAUUUGUUGUGGGGUGAGGAGGAUCAGAUAUUCAAGCAAGAACUUGCUCAACACAUGAGAGAGGUGGUCGGAUAUAACGCAACGUAUGAAAGCAUCAAGAAAGGAGGCCACUUAGUUCAUCUUGAAAGGCCCUUGGUCUACAACAAAUGCCUCAACCACUUCCGACUUUCAUCCUUGCCACCACCACAUUCAUCCCAACAAACGCAUGCAUAA
This is a messenger RNA of Salvia hispanica, 822 nucleotides long. The record is from RefSeq and is a predicted model, not a curated record. NCBI's taxonomy places the organism in Eukaryota, Viridiplantae, Streptophyta, Magnoliopsida, Lamiales, Lamiaceae.